AUGGCAUGUCGCACACUGGCGAAAAACGGUCCUCCGUUAUUACAAGCGAUUAUUCAUACUCGAUCCGCUGAACGCACAACAAGAGAUCUACCACCACUUCCGAAAGUUUUACCCACUGGUUUACCAUUAUCAAAUGAAUUACCAGAAGUGAAAAUGAUUCCGGAUACCCCAACGAAUUUAAACCAAUAUCCUAAUAUGAGUAGACGAAUGCUUGAAUGCCGUGGAGUUGAAACAAUUCAUAAUAAACUUAUUCAUAAGCAGUAUGGAAUUAUGGCAUUGGCUCCAGGUUUAAUGACAGAAAGUCAUUUUAACACAAUGCGAAAUAUGACCAAUAAACGUAUAGAUAUGACACGUUGUUUUGCUAUUUGGCGUGUUGAUCCUCCUUGGAAACCAUGGUAUUUUCAUGGUUUAAAUAAAAAGCGUGGCACAGGCAAAGGAAGCAUUGAUUUUUUUGUGACGCCCGUUAAAAUAAAUCGUAUCAUCAUUGAAGUAGGUGGCACAAUACCAUUCGAACAAUUAUAUCGAACACUACUACCUAUUGCCGAAUCGUUACCAUUUCCAGCUAUACCGGUUUCACAAGAACUACUUGAUAAAUUUGAAAAAGAAAGAAAUGAAAUUGAAGAAAAAAAUUUAAAUCCAUUGAGAUGGGAAUAUCUCAUUAGAAACAAUGUUUUAAAAUGUCAUCGAACUGCAUCUAUGUAUGAUAUUGAAUUUGCCAGAUUUGGACCCAAGAUUAGAUAA
This is a messenger RNA of Didymodactylos carnosus, 741 nucleotides long. The record is from the annotation of a GenBank genome assembly. NCBI's taxonomy places the organism in Eukaryota, Metazoa, Rotifera, Eurotatoria, Philodinida, Philodinidae.